Messenger RNA from Penicillium antarcticum, 237 nucleotides. RefSeq names its product pectate lyase superfamily protein-domain-containing protein. The coding region runs from base 1 to 237 and encodes 78 amino acids. The transcript has a single exon. NCBI's taxonomy places the organism in Eukaryota, Fungi, Ascomycota, Eurotiomycetes, Eurotiales, Aspergillaceae. The record is from RefSeq and is a predicted model, not a curated record.
AUGUUCUUCCCCUUCAGUGUUUGCAUGGUGCGUGAUACCAUCCAUGUUCCGGUCAACUCACGAGUCAUGGGACAGGCCCGGUUGCAAAUUAUGGGAUGCGGCGACAAAUUUGACGAUGAACAGACUCCCUGUCCUGUUGUUCACGUUGGCCUUGCCGGGGAAGGCCGUAUUUCGGAAUUCUCCGAUAUCAUGUUCACGGUGUUGGGUGCCACUAAAGGCGCAGUGUUGCUGCAAUAA